UUUGCAGCUUUCAGUUCUAAGUCCAUGGCCAGGCAAUGUACAGUAUGUCUACAAACAGAAGAAGUCCCCUCUCGAGAACUGAGACUGUCAGGUUAUCUCCAGUCAAGUUAAUAAAUAAUCUUCACUCAAGAUAAAGGAAAUAGGAAAUACACGUAUCAGACCGCCAUGAGGCCAUUGACUGGGAGAGAUAAUGUUAUGGUAAGACAGGUGAUGGAGACACCAAUGGCUGUUGAGGAUCUACAGAGAAGGAGGGAAGUUGAGUCUAGAGAGAACUUGCACUCUGGAGAGGACUCCAUGGAGGAGGCACAUUCUGUGGAGAGCAGCCUAAUGGCAGCACUAACCCACCAUGAGAGAAGCAUGUACGGUGCCGGAUUUGCGGCCCAAGCACACAUCACUGAGGUAGUAAGCCCCGUGGAGAGGUGUGUGGAAUAUACCUUUGUCCAGGUGCAGGGGAACAUGGACAGUGUGGGGCUGCUCUUUGAGGAGUGCAUCAAGAAGGUGGGCCAUCUAGAAAGUCAAAGGGAUGAAUUGAUACUGGAGCUGUUGCAGCUAGAGCAGCCCAUGCUGCAAGCUACUGUGGCCUUGAGGGGACAGUUGUUAGAGGCACGUAGAGUUCUCACCAGUGUCCAGUUGGAGUUUAUUCAUCUGCAAAUAGAGGUGGGACAAGUGAAGAGUAAGCUGUUUGUCACAGCCAGGGACUGUAUCCAGAGCCAGCUAGCGCUGGCUGCACAGCAGUAUGAGGUGGCCCAGGCUGCAAUCACACAGGAGGAGCUCCAGGCCCACGUCCAGAAUCUUACCGAGGAGGUAUCCCAGCUUCAGGAAGCCCAGCACAACCAGCUGAACACCCUAAAGGACCGGGCCAGACAACCAUCCCGUCCCCGGGCUAUGAGCGAUGUCACUCACUGCCGACGUGCAUCCCUGGACCUGCAGAAGCGCCUCAGUGGCAGCAUGAGGAAUCUAGAAGGCUGGUAUGAGCCACGCCUGCUAGCCCUCCUCCGGAGGAGGCAGGCUGGGAAGGAGACCCUGAGAAGGAGCAGGGAUGUGGGCCGAGACCUUAAGGCCAGACUGGGGCCCCUGAAGGAGCAGACCCAGAGGCUGGAGCUGCAGAGAGCUUGUCUAGAGGAGAGGAUUGCUCUGAUGGAGUGGGAGAGGGUGGAGAGAGUGGCACAGUAUAAGGAGACUGUGGACUCGCUUGAGGAGACCAUGAGGAAUCUGAAGUUGGAGCUGUGCAUUCAGAAAAAGGCAAACAGACAAUUGGAAGAAUUGAAGAAGGGACUUUUGAGUGAGCUGAACUAUGACAGGGGCUGUAUUGAAGUGAGCGAAACAACUGCUGAAAGGGAGUCCUAACUUUUCCAUACUUAUCAAUGGAAGUAGAACAAUUGAAAAAAUAUCCAGAACCCCUCAGACCAAACAUGUUUUACUGUGUUUGUGAGUAUCCUUGAUGGUGCAUUUAGCCAAUGUCACCUAUUGGUAUACUUAAUCUGCUCUUAGUGCAUCAACAAUGGCGUUAUGACAGUUGACCUCAACUAUGAGAGCAGCCUGUCUUAACUGUACAUUUAAGGUCUACCGUAAAUACAUUUUUAUUAUGAAUACACUUACAAAACAUGGGAAUCCGAUGCAGCAUACAAAGAAAACAGACACAUAGGGAUGAUAUACAUACAGCUUGAAAGCUGAUUGUGGAAAUCUACAAUUCAGAUAUCAUGGGAAUAAAAUCUAUGUACAAUUUCUUAUAAAAUGAAACUGGAAAUUAGAUUAGUUAGUUAGUUUAAAUGACUCAUGUUUCUAAGAAUAUGAGCAUAAUUUAACAUGAAAGAAAUAAUAAUUGGGUGCCUACUCAACUGUGGUGCUUGUCCCCCUGGUAAACCAUAUCAAACAGUAGGAUCCUUUCUUAUAUAAAUAUAUGCAAAACCUUGAUGCCAUGAUAGUGAAACAAGCACUUAAUGUUUCCCUCUACAAAACUGCAAAAGAACAACUGACUCUUAUGCAUAAAAAAAAAGACAUUUGAAUGUUGUUUUGAGGAUGUGAUCAAGGGAGGGGUGUUGUGUGAUUGACAGAUGUCACUCAUGCCUGGACCUCAGUGUCUGCUGCUCCCUCUGGGUCCUCGUCAUUGUAGAUGUUCUCAGCCUUAAAAGAUGGAAAGACAUUCUUAGUACUCCUCCUUAGAAAUCAUUGUGAUUCUACAUAUUACAGUAGAACACUUCUGCCAAGCUUUCAAAACUUACUUAUGCCUCAUGAAAUGAAUAAAUAUGAACAGAAUACAUUUAACUAUUCUCUAUAGCCUCCCACUGUAUGACAGAGCCCAGUCUGUCCUGGGGUCUCACCAUCUGCCAAACUUGCAUGAUGUUGUCCUCGGACACAGAGCAGAUGACCCAGGGUUCGUUGGGGUUCCAUGAGAAGUCAGAGAUCUUAGCCGUGUGACCGCCAUGAAUGAACAGCAGUUCAGGUGGACCAUCCUCAGCAUCCUCUGGCGACUGCUCCUCCCCGAUUUUACUGAGGUCCCACACAUUGAGUCGCCUGUCUGUGCCACUGGAGGCGAGGAUGGUUUCAUUAUGAGGAGACCACUGGACCUAAAGGGAGGAAAGGAGGUGAGAUGGGUUUGAAGAGGCCUAGUAAUAGAUACAAAAUCUGGUUCAAAACAUACAGCUUUUGCAAAACAAACUUCAUAGGGAAUAAUUGACAGCUUAUUGACUUAACAUACCUGGAAGAUCUCAUCUUUGUGAGACUCAAACGAAUGCAGCUUCAGUUUCAGGUUCCUCAGGUCCCAAAGGGCUACAGUCUGAAAUGGGAGAACCAAUCAAUUACAACCACCACCACAACAACCAGUUAGAUCAACACUACAUUAUGAAAGAUAAUCUUGGAAGAAUUAAGAGCAGUAAGAGAUCCAGACUACCUUGUCUGCUGAGCCCGAGGCCAGGAUGAACUCGCUGUAAGGGUUGAAGGACAGACAGUUGACCUCUGCAGUGUGGGCGUCCACAGCAUGGCUAGGUUUGGACGUGUUGUUGGAUCGCGUGUCCCAACUGCACAGUAAACAAUGUUAUUGUUCAAUUAGCAACACCAAACAAUGCGGAUGGUGCAACUAAUUUUAGUCACACGAGCUUAGUAAAUUGUUUUUCUAUUCAAAUCCAUUAUCCACUGCGGGAGUUGCUCAUCUCAGGGAGCCUUACAUCAUGAGUUUCUGGUCAUCAGCUACAGAUCCAAAGAGUGACUCAUGCAGUAGAUGCCAGGAGACGUCCUCCACUACAGCUGUGUGUCCAGUAAAGAUAGUCUUUGCAUCUACAACCUUUCCCUCCUUAGGAACGGCACUGAUGUCCCACAUACAGAUAGUCUGCAGACAGAUGGGAAACAAGGGAAGGUGAGAGGAAAGACAUGGAGGGAAGAAGACUAUUCAAGCACAUGCUUUGGGUCAAGUGACAAGUCACUGACAUGGUCAUCAGAAGCACUGAGGAGGCAGCCACUCAGGUUGGGGUUCCAGGAGAGACCGUAGCCCUCUUUCUGGUGUCCCCUCAAACGCAGAUCUGGGGUACACUCUCCAGAUGGAUCUGUAAUACAGAGGUAAUAGCAUGUUAUUUCAAAAUAAAUGAGAAAGGAAGACUGGGACUUCCUGACCAACCUCUAAAUACCCACCUGGUUUGGAGGGAUGUUUGGUGUAGUCAAAGACGAGCACGUCGCUGGUUGGGGUUUUGGUGGCAAUGAUGCAGGGGUUCUGGGGCAUGUGGCGGGCUCUGUUCACCUCUCCCUCAUGGUUGAUCUUGAUUUCAAUCUCUAUCUUACCACUGACUGAGCCAAAGCCUCCAAACUCUGAAGGGAGAGAGGCAGAGAAAUUAGCUACAGGGAUAAGGACCAACAUAUAUCACCAGUUAAAAUAUUUUGAAUGAUCCAAAGACUGAAAACAUGCAGAAAGGUUGUAAUUGAUGCAAAAACAUUGUCCCUCACCACCUUUCUCACUGUCAUAGUGAGAGGCAUCAAACUGGGCAUCGUCAUUAGGCAGUUGCACGCUGGCGAUGACCAGGUGAUUCUGUUCAUCUGAGGUGUGUGUGCCAAGAACCAACCUGUGUACGCUGAAAUCCUUCCCUUCAGGUCUAAAAGGAUAGAAAGAAAUAUGUUACAAGACAAAUAGGUCCAUUUAAAUAAACACUUUUGUCAUAUGUAGUAGGGGGCAUUAGCUAGAAACUCAAUGUGGUACAUACAAGGAUUAUUCUUUGCAACAACACAUAUGGAGACUGAAAACAAUCUUCCUGAAGAAACCUUACCACUCCCAGUAAUGUUGCAAAGGCAGGCUAAUCUUUGAUCGGCACAAGUAUCUGGUAUUCUUGGGAAUUAUAGCUAGAUAUGCUGGGAUACCAUAAAAAAAAUGGACAUGGGGUGUAAAAAAUAAAAUGCAUAUAAUAGUGUAAUGACAAAAAUAUAUAUAUAUAUGUGUAAUGACAUUCAGCAUUCGUCAUUAGGCACACUUGCAGCCUGAAUUGAUUGAUGCAUCCACUGUGAUCUGCGAGCGUCACGGUCCAGUCAACUCUGCCAUGGCAAAAUGUUAGUGCUCAGGUUAGAUGAGUAUAUUAGUAAAACAUUUAGUGUUCAUGUCGAACCACACCCCAUUUUGGAGCAUAUACCACCCAUUUUUAAGUAAAUCUGUUAAUGUUUUGCAUGUGGUUGACAGGCAGUAAUGACACAUUGUGGUGUAAUAGCCUAGUUUUCUUGCCAUCUUUGUUUUAAUUGUGAUAGGCACAUGUUUUACCCCCACCAUUUAUUUUGCCAGUACUCCGAACCAGCUUACUUUCACCCCUAAUUUAGAUAUGUUUCUGCUUAUAAUUUCCGACAUUUGUUAGACUAUUUGUUUGUCAACUUGUUAAUACGUAGUAGAUACAUUCAGCUUCUCUUCUGUAAUUACUUGUUGCCCUUGAAGACUAAAUAAAGCAGAAAGCCAUUAAUCGAUAGAAUGAAUGCAUCAACAAUAAUCUAGUAGUUGACAUCAGUAAAGUUCUUUCAUUUCUGCUCGCAGAGCGAGGAUGUGUAGAGACCGGGGAGAAAAUGCAAUAGCCUAAAACAGCAGACAUAUUUCCCUGGCAAAAUGUCCAACUAACAUCCAUUUCAAAGGUUAAGGAAAUAAAAGCUGUGAAAACAA
Molecule: messenger RNA, 5119 nt
Organism: Oncorhynchus mykiss (rainbow trout)
Lineage: Eukaryota; Metazoa; Chordata; Actinopteri; Salmoniformes; Salmonidae
Source: RefSeq, a predicted model, not a curated record